Kalmanozyma brasiliensis GHG001 is the source of this 1845-nucleotide messenger RNA. Its product is annotated as Zinc finger, RING-type. NCBI's taxonomy places the organism in Eukaryota, Fungi, Basidiomycota, Ustilaginomycetes, Ustilaginales. The record is from RefSeq and is a predicted model, not a curated record. Bases 1 to 1845 code for a protein of 614 amino acids. The transcript has a single exon.
AUGGAGAACACAGACUCCUCUUCGCCUUCGGGUGACCCGCCCCGCUCUGCGGACGAUACCCGACAGCUGAAUGAAGCUCAGUCUGGAACCCCUCCGUCGUCCACUGCGCAUGUUCUCACAACCAAUCCGCAGCCAUCAUCCUCAAAUGCGGAAUCGUCCGAGGCUCGCUCAGCAGAAGCUCAGCCAUCUCAGCCAGGCCACCCGUCGCCGAGCCAAGCCGCUCCUGCGACCACUUUAUGGGAGAACUUCAUGGCCAGCUUCCGCACUGUCAUUCACGGCAGCGAGCCGCAGACGCAGCAGUCGCGAGACGCAAGCACAUCCAGCGCCGCUUCUGCAUCGAAUGCGCAACCUCAAGAGAGCACGGCCACUCAGCCAACACCAGCACCGUCUCGCACAGAAUCAUCGUCUGCAGGCGCAGGUGCUGAGCCAAGCGCCUCGAGUCAGCAGACGACCACCACAGAGUUCGACACAAACUCGAGCAGGCUCCCGCGCCCUCCGGUCUUCUUCCGACUUCCUUUCGCUGGAGCCGACGGGAAUCCUGCCUUGCUCGCAUUCCAUCCGCAGCCCUUGCCUCCUCGAGAUAGCGGUGCUCCCUCAGCAGCUCAGCCCGCAUCGACAAAUCAGAACGGCUCACAGAAUUCAGCGUCGCAAUCAAGACCCGACGCUCAGCCCCAGGUACAAGGAAAUGCAGCUAACACGGCUGCAACCGACCCACAUUCUCACCCGCACCCAGAUGGUCAUGUCCCCAUCGCCCCCCUUUUCGUGCCGUUUGGCGCAUCGCCCAUGCCCUUCAGCUUCAUCUACGACGCCAACACUCAAACAGCGUGGCCCAUCGCCCAAGUCACCCCUGGCAGUCCUCCUGGCGGACCCUCCCCCGACGCACCCGAAUCCCAACAACCCCGCCUCGUUGCCGGCCCGCCCUUCCGCAUCAUCCUCGACAUCCACUUCACCGCGCCACCUCCACCGGAACAGCCGGACGCGCGCAAAGCCGCCUCCUACGUUGCACAGCUCGAGCGGGCCGAUGCAGAGCUCCGCGCACGCAUGGCGCGCCUCGGCAUGGGCAGCAUCGGCGGCUUCGGCGAUGACCAGGAUGCUCUGCUCGGGUGCGGCAUUUGUCUCGACAGCUAUGCGUCGGACGAUCGACCUGAAUGGAUCGAUGGGCCGAAGAGUCAGGAUGAGGCUGUCGUUGCCGUUCCUUGUCCGGGACACCACACGUUGCACGCGGGAUGUCUGAGGGACUGGUUGGAGAAGCUACCGCCAUCGCAGUGGACUUGUCCCUUUUGCCGCACAAACCUGUCAGUCUCGACAUCGACGUCGGCUAAAGCGAUCUCGAGCGCGAGUACGCAACAUACGACGCUGCGGGAGGAGGUGAGAGCGAGAGAACGACAAGUUGGAUGGCGAUGUGACGCACCUGCCUGUCUCCCACGCUACCCCGUCACCGACCCAACCGACGCGGGGGGAGGACACCUGGAGCUGCCCGAAACAAGCGAGGAUAUGACCACCGACCUCGUCCGUCUCUCUCCCUGCCACCACGCAGUGCACCUCGAUUGCCUCUGCACCGCCAUGCGCGUGGAGAACGAUCUGGUCGCCACGUCGAUCGAUGCGCUCCCCGACGAGGAGGAGGGAGAGCGCGAUACGGUGGGCAAAUGGGUCACCUGUCCGGCGUGCAGGAAGGAGUGUUGGGCGGAACUGCCGUUGCGACGACGACCGCUUCGAGCGGGUGCGGCUGGCGAGACGGAGAAGCCCUCGCACUCAGCCGAGGAGACGUCGUCAACUGACAUGCCAGAAAAGGUCGAUCACGAUUCGGAGGAGGACGCUGUCGUGGCUAUGCUCGCGUCCAACUAA